AUCGAUUUCCUAUUGAACGCAAUUUUUGUGAUAAUAUCUCGCUUGAUUUGUCUGUUUGUUGAAUUAGUGUUCUCUUUUUCUUGUACGUAUUUUAAUUGCUAUUGGGUAUUGCCUGUUCCUUAUUUCCGAGUUCUUUCUGCUGGAUACCUUGUUGCGUUUCUACAGAAUUUGGACCCUGCGCGUUUCUGUAAUUAUUUUGCUUUGAUCGGACUAUAAGCAUCCGUUUCAUCGAUUUAAGGAUUUGCUAUUUGAAGCCCAUUCAUUUUUGUCCUGAUUUAGUUUGGAUUUCAUGAGAUUAUCACCUUGAUGAGAAGAGCCUGUUGUGUUCUCAAUCAGAUCUUAUUGAUUCAUAUUGUGAAAUGCUUAUCGCACGGCGUAGAAUUGUUUAUAUCCGUUAACAUAAUGGAUGCAAUGUUACCAAUGUUUCAAACUUUUGUAAAGUCUGCCUCAGAUUGGUUGACCUUGGCGUUGGAUACCCCAUCUGCAAGGGCUGUUGUCUUUGGAGUGCCCAUCAAAGGCCAUCUUCUUGUGGAGGGUCUUCUCUUAGUUGUAAUUCUCUUUCUUCUCUCUCAGAAAAGUUACAAGCCACCUAAAAGACCAUUGACCAAGAAGGAAGUAGAUGAAUUAUGCGACGAAUGGGUCCCGGAGCCACUUAUCCCUCCUAUUACGGAGGAUAUGAAGUAUGAACCUCCCAUACUGGAAAGUGCUGCAGGACCCCAUGUUGUGAUUGAUGGCAAAGAUGUUGUAAAUUUCACUGCCGCAAAUUACCUUGGUCUUAUAGGGCAUCCCAACCUACAAGAUUCUUGUGUCAAAGCUCUGGAAAAAUAUGGCGUAGGCUCUUGUGGUCCUCGUGGAUUUUAUGGGACAAUUGAUGUUCACCUUGAUUGUGAGGCCAGAAUAGCGAAUUUUCUUGGAACUUCUGAUUCUAUACUUUAUUCCUAUGGCCUUUCCACGAUGUUUAGUGCCAUUCCAGCAUUUUGUAAGAAGGGUGAUAUCAUUGUUGUUGAUGAAGGUGUGCAUUGGGGAAUACAAAACGGCCUUCACCUUUCCAGGAGUACCAUUAUUUACUUCAAGCACAAUGAUAUGAAGUCUUUAGAGUCUAUUCUGGAAAACUUUACACGUGACAACAAAAGAGCAAAAAAGCUUAGGCGGUAUAUCAUUGUAGAAGCUGUCUAUCAGAAUUCUGGUCAAAUUGCACCAUUGGAUGAAAUCAUAAGACUGAAGGAGAAACAUCGGUUCCGUGUAAUAUUAGAUGAAAGCAAUUCACUUGGAGUUCUUGGAAGUUCUGGUAGAGGACUAACAGAACAUUACAAAGUUCCAAUUGAGAAAGUGGACAUUAUUACUGCUGCAAUGGGACAUGCAUUGGCCACUGAGGGAGGAUUCUGCACAGGAAGUGCUAGAGUGAUUGAUCACCAGCGUCUUAGCAGUUCUGGUUAUGUAUUUUCUGCUUCUCUGCCUCCUUAUCUCGCAAGUGCUGCAAUCACUGCUAUCGAUGUUCUGGAAGAAAAUCCCAAGCUUAUUGAAAAGUUGAAGGAAAAUAUUGCUAUUGUGCAUAAAGGUUUAUUGAAUGUACAAGGUCUUCAGAUAAUUAGUGACCGUGAAUCACCAAUAGUUUUUCUAAGACUGAAGACAUCCAAGGGAUCCCCAAAGGCUGAUCUUCAACUUCUAGAUGAUAUUGCUGAUCGGUUAUUAAAGGACCAUUCUGUCUUCGUUGUAACGACAAAAAGAUCAACCGUAGACAAAUGCAAGUUGCCUGUCGGAAUUAGACUGUACUUGUCUGCUGCUCAUUCGGAAUCUGAUCUGGGGAAAGCAUGUGAAUCCAUCAAGACAGUUGCUGCAGAUGUAUUGGCAGGUCAAUGAUCCCGGUUUUCUGAUAAAGUAAGGUUUCCCUUACUCAAGGGAGGCGUAGAAAACGGUAAAACCUAAAUUUAUUUAUUUCACACUUGUGCUGUGGAGCUGUAAAGAAACAGGGGAGUGACUGAGUGCAGCAUAUGCAUGUGUGGAGUUGGUGGAAUGUUGUUAGAUAUUGAACUUAAUUGGGCAGUGGAUGCAAUUUUUAGAUUUUGUUUUGGUACUCAUUAGGACAGCAAAAUGAUGUAAACAUGAAAUGAAGUUGAUAUAAAAUGGUACAAUAAUGGUGAGUUCAUGAAUCUAUCAUUAGAUUAUAUGUUAC
Andrographis paniculata is the source of this 2173-nucleotide messenger RNA. RefSeq names its product long chain base biosynthesis protein 1. Gene Ontology annotation, molecular function: pyridoxal phosphate binding; serine C-palmitoyltransferase activity. Gene Ontology annotation, cellular component: endoplasmic reticulum. Bases 307 to 1860 code for a protein of 517 amino acids. Lineage: Eukaryota; Viridiplantae; Streptophyta; Magnoliopsida; Lamiales; Acanthaceae. The transcript has 13 exons. The record is from RefSeq and is a predicted model, not a curated record. Gene Ontology annotation, biological process: ceramide biosynthetic process; sphingosine biosynthetic process.